Messenger RNA from Solanum verrucosum, 1229 nucleotides. RefSeq names its product heavy metal-associated isoprenylated plant protein 39. The record is from RefSeq and is a predicted model, not a curated record. Lineage: Eukaryota; Viridiplantae; Streptophyta; Magnoliopsida; Solanales; Solanaceae. Bases 379 to 1002 code for a protein of 207 amino acids. The transcript is spliced from 3 exons. Gene Ontology annotation, molecular function: metal ion binding.
AAUAAAUUUAAUAUGUAACCCCUGUCUAAAUUAAUUUAACUUUUACCCCGCUCUUCCCCCCCAAGCCCCCACCUUUUCCCCCUACAAAUUGCCACUGUUGCCCUCACUGUUAUCACCUUUCUUCUCUGUAGCUCCAAAUAUAUAAUAACACCAUAGCCCAUAGCCCCUUUUCUAUUUUCUCUCUCUUAUUCUGCAUUUUUGUUCUGAUUCGGAAUUUUUUUAUUUAUUUGGGUUCCUUUUCUACCGUCAAAUACUCAAUUGAACUAAUUAGAAAACCAUAUAUUCGGUUUCUGUCUCUCUACCUCUUCACCAUUUCUAGCUUCUUCUCUUUCUCUCUCUACAACUUUUUUUCUUCUGGGUUUUGAUUCUGACUGCAAGAUGAAGAAAUUUAUCUUGAAUUUGGAGGUGCAUGAUGUAAGAGAUAAGCGCAAGGCCUUGAAGACGGUCUCUGCUCUUCCAGGAAUUGAUGAAAUCUCAAUGGAUAUGAAAGGUAAGAAAUUAACCAUCAUCGGAACAGUUGAUCCAGUGAGUGUAGUGAGCAAACUACGGAAAUUUUGGCCAGCGCACAUAAUCUCAGUAGGACCGGCCAAAGAGCCGGAGAAGAAAGAGGAACCAAAGAAAGAAGAGGCCAAGAAAGAGGAGGCUAAGAAGGAGGGCGAGGGCAAGAAAGAAGACGCUCCAAAGGAGGAAGGUAAGAAAGAGGAGGGUAAGAAGGAAGAAGGUGGUAAGAAGGAUGAAAAUAAGAAAGACGAGCCCAAAAAGGACGGAGAGAAGAAGGUAGAACCACAGCCACAACCAAUGGCAAUGCCGAUGCCGAUGCCAUUCCCACAUCAAGGCUAUAAUCAGUCUGUGGUUGGCAUGGUACCUCCUUAUCGGCCAUAUUAUCCUCCUCCUCAUAUGCAAGCUAUGCCCUAUCGUCCAUAUUAUCCUCCUCCUGCGCAAACGUACUACCAGGUUCACCACAGCAUGGAAGAGAAUCCUAAUUCAUGUGUUAUCGGUUAAAUUGGUUCGUUGAGCGGAUCAAAUCAUAUAUAUUAUCUAUACAUAGCUCUCCGUUCUUCUUGUUUUGAGUUGGUCUCGGGUUAUAUUCUAUUAUCAUGAACCGAGACUAUCAUUCAAGAACAGAGAAAAUCCAUUGUGAAUACACAAUGAUCAUGCCAUCAUAUUUGUCUUUUCAGAAUUAAGAAAUUGUGUAUAGAGAAUUAAAUAAGAGUUUUGCUAGCUCCCUU